GCAGACAUCAUGGAUCUCAACAGCAAGCUACAAGAUGUUGUCCGUCUCGACAAGAUCGAUGACAAUCUCGAGACCACCUUUGCCGCCGAUAGAAUCACCGAGGAAAAGAAGCUUCUGAAGAAGAUUGACAUGAGGAUGAUGCCAAUGAUGAUGCUUAUCNNUGUACGUCGAGCCCUCGAAUUCGAUGUUGCAGAUCCAUCGACUGACGUGAAUUCUUACAAAGACGUACUGAACUACCUUGAUCGCAAUAACAUCGCAGUUGCUCGUCUUGGCUCAUUCGAGAAAGACCUUGGUUUGGAAGGUACCCAGUACAACACCAUCAUCUCCAUCUUCUUUGUGGGAUACAUCUUGACGCAGGUACCCACGAACAUGAUCUUGGACAAGGUCAAGCCCUCCGUCUUCCUGCCCUGCAUCAUGUGCUGUUGGGGAGCUGUUAGCGCCUGCUCUGGUGCGGUGCAGAAUUACCACGGGAUGAUUGCACUACGUUUCUUACUUGGGUUUGUCGAAGCGCCCUUCNNUUUCGUGACCGGCUCCCUCUUCCUGUUCUCCUCAUGGUACACGAAGAAAGAGCUUGCAAAGCGUAUCUCAAUCCUCUACGCGGCUGGUCAGAUGGCAGGCGCUUUUGGAGGACUCUUGGGUAGUGCCAUCAUGGGUGGCAUGGAAGGCAAAGCAGGGCUUGCUGCAUGGCGAUGGCUCUUCAUCAUUGAAGGAACUGCGACCAUUCCGAUUGCUUUUGCAGCUGCUUUCGUGCUGCCAAACUAUCCUGACACCACAAAGUGGUACGAAGCUAGCACAUUCCCCUUAAGGACAUCAGCUGACGGACAUGUAGGNCUGACUGAGCAAGAAAGACACCUUGCCACACUCCGAAUCGCCGAAGAUGCAAACGAACAGGACGUCCACAAAUCGAGCUCUCGCGAAGGACUGAAGCUGGCGUUCGCCGACCCCUCACUAUACAUCUUGUGGUUUAUGCAGUUGAGCUUGAAUACCGCAGCAGCAUUCACCAACUUCUUCCCGACCAUCGUCAAGACUCUUGGAUACAACAGAACCCAGACUCUGUUGUUGUCGGCUCCACCAUAUGUCUUUGCUGCCAUCCUGGGUAUCACCAAUUCCUGGCACUCGGACAAGACCCGCGAACGUUGGCUUCAUGUUGUCUGGCCUCAGGUGUUCUGCAGUAUAGGAUUCAUCAUCUCUGCAGUGACGCUAAAUGUCGCGGCAAGGUACACGGCGACUUUCAUGAUGAUGUCUGUCUAUGGCAGCUUUGGAUGCAUCUUAUCAUGGGUAUCCUCCACCUUACCUCGUCCAUCGUCCAAACGCGCGGUCGCAUAUGCUGUUGUCAAUGCUGGAUCAAAUCUCGCAUCGAUCUUUGCAUCGUACAUCUACCCCGCGUCCCAAGGACCACGAUACUGGCAAGCCAAUGUCGUCAACGUGGCGUUCUCGGCAGCUUGCAUUGCACUUGCGACUACUCUUCGAUUCUAUCUUGGCUGGAGGAACAGGAAGCUUGACCAAGCAAGCGAUGAAGACGAUAGGAUUGAAAGGACAGCUGUAGGAACAAGGGUGACAGCACUGUCUCAGAGAUGGCAAUGUCAUCCUGACUACAGAUAUGCACUGUAG
Molecule: messenger RNA, 1611 nt
Organism: Aureobasidium uvarum
Lineage: Eukaryota; Fungi; Ascomycota; Dothideomycetes; Dothideales; Saccotheciaceae
Source: the annotation of a GenBank genome assembly